Ectocarpus siliculosus is the source of this 1824-nucleotide messenger RNA. The record is from the annotation of a GenBank genome assembly. NCBI's taxonomy places the organism in Eukaryota, Phaeophyceae, Ectocarpales, Ectocarpaceae.
AUGGGGGAUGUGGGAGUCAUUAACCACACCAUCUACGUGAGCAACCUGAACGAGAAGAUCAAGAAGCCUCUGCUCAAGAAGUCGCUGCACAGCGUGUUCAGCCAGUUCGGCAAGAUCGUGGACAUCGUGGCAUGUCGAGGGCUCAAGCUUAAAGGACAGGCGUGGGUGGUGUUCGCGGAGAAGAGCAUGGCCACAAACGCUCUCCGACAGAUGCAAGGGUUCCCCUUCUUCGAGAAGAAGAUGAGAAUUCAGUUCGCUAAGAGCGAGAGCGACGUGGUCACAAAGAAGGCCGGGACCUACGUCCCCCGCGACAAGCGGAAGCUGCCCUCUGCGGACGCGUCGAACGGCAACGGCCUCCACCAGGCGGCGCCGGCGCCGGCGGCGACGACUCCCGGUGCCGCAGGCGCCGCAGGCGCUGCCGCCGUGCCUCCCGCCUCCGCCCUACCGCCGGUCCCUCCGCCUGCUGCCGUCGUCGCGGGUGCCCCGCCUCCGGCGGUGCCGCAGCCCGCGGGUCCCAUCGGAGACGUGCCGCACAACAUCCUGUACGCCACCGGCCUACCGCCGGAAAUCACUCAAGUUAUGCUGUCAAAGCUGUUCGAGCAGUACCCGGGGUUCUCAGAGGCACGGAUGGCACCGGGAGGCCAGGCUUUCAUCGAAUUUGCGGACCAGAUGCAGGCCGGCAUCGCCCUGAACGCUUUGAACGGCUUCAAGCUCUCGGCAACAAACCCCCUCCAACUAGCCUUCGCGCGCAAGGCGUGAAAGCGGCAUGGUGGAUGGGAGAGGGAAGAGCAAGAAGAGACGAAGAGAGAGAAGCAGAUGGGCAAGGGGCGUCGGCUCCGCCCCCGUCCAUCGCUCCAUCCGUUCCACUGGCCAAGCCAUAUUUUCCGUUUGCAUUCCGUGCAGACUCGCGCGCGUGUGUUGUCAACCACCUGUGACUGUCUGUCCUUGUUCUGGAUGUAGCCGUAUCGUAGGACGGGGAACGGAAGAACAACAACGGGAAGGAAGUCAGCCAACGAUAAAAUCCACGGACAGACACGAGCAGCUUUUGUGGGGGCAUAUAGCUGACCUCAGGGGAAGACGGCGUGCUAUUGCUUGGUUGUUGAGGGGGGCGAUCUCAAGCCUCGCGGUUGCGCGGGAGCAUCUCGUAGAAUAGUAGUGGAGGGGUGGCCUAAGCCUAUUAACUGUGGUUUUGCAGCAGCAGCAGCGCGUAGAGGAAUGGUAGCAGGCUUUGGCUUCCCCUCGCACUCGUGGCUCUGCUGGUUUUAGGUGUGUGGGCUGGGGCAGGCUUUUUGGUGCUGCUGGUUGCUGGUUGCUCACGUGGUCGAGAAGGGAUUGUUGGGGGGCAGAGUAGACUUGUUGUUGGCCUCGGCUUAAGAUGGCCCUUGCUCCUGACGGUCGGUCGGCCUGUCUAGUGCUACACAGAAUGAACAAGGCAGAAACCGUUCACGCACGCGGAGGGGGGUUGGUACAUGGAACGAUGGGCUGUUACUAAUAGUGAUGGGGUGACGUUUGAGACGCGCACAAGACGAUGUGAUUGAUUGCCCACUACUGUUCGGGACGUAGCUAUAAGAUAUUGUAAUGGAUUGCGUGCGACAAGAUCCUUUUCUGUGUUUGGGAACGCUUUAUGCACGUAUGGAGGAUAGGAGGAAGGAGCGCUCGGGACGGUGGACAGAGCAGUGGGUGUGGUUUUCGGCGGAAACUAUAAAUCCGCGUCUCCCCCCUCCUAAACAUCGAGGGGGAAGCUGCUGCUUGUCGCUAUCUGUUUAGUCUUCCGGACGGAGACGACACGGCUGUUGGUUCAAGACAUUUUUUACUCUCUUAUAC